AUGGCUGUCGGAGAAUCCAUAGUAACAGAUCCAUUUGCAGACGGAGCUAUCGGCAUCGACAUCGUCAUAAGCAUGAUCGUCGUUCCCAUCGACAUAAUCAUGAUCGUCAUUCCCGUCUCAGCGCGGCUCGACGGGAGUCGUGGCCAUAGCAGAUCCAUAACGGCCACCACCUGGGGUACAUCCUCCGUGCGCAAAGACACCGUAGGCGCUCAGCACUAG
Molecule: messenger RNA, 219 nt
Organism: Anthostomella pinea
Lineage: Eukaryota; Fungi; Ascomycota; Sordariomycetes; Xylariales; Xylariaceae
Source: the annotation of a GenBank genome assembly